CCCAUGAGUCGAAGGAUUUCGGCAGAGUUUGGCCGCUUGGCAUACGUGUGGAUUGCCAGCUCGCCAGCUUCCCCUUUGUUGUUCUGCCUGCGCUGCGCAGUUGGAUUCUGCUAACUUUAUUGUUCUCUGCUUCUAACAUCCUCCUCGAACAUUCAUCCUCCCCACGACCUACAGACCACCCUUGUCUAUCACUGUACCUUCAAGCGCCUCCGCUCACUCACUCGGUUUCCCAAACCUCCCGCGGUCGAGCUCUGUCCAAGUUGCGCUUGGGCCGUCAUCAUGGACUUCUCCAAUAUCUUCCGGCUGGUUAAUCUAGUCGUGGGAGCGAUCAUGGUCCUUGGAGGAAUUAGCCAAUUCUUCCCAAUUGGAUUUCGAAGCAUCAUCGUGGGCAUCUACGUGAUCAUCUUUGGGCUGGCUGUCGCCGGACUCGAACUAUUGCCACAAGUCCCACCGUAUCUCCCCAAAUACGCCAGCUUUCUGUUUUCCUUCCUCGGUCGAGGCAUCUUCUACAUCUUCGUUGGUUGCAUCAUCCUGGAGGGACACGUUCUGCGAAUCAUUGCUGGCACCAUUGUCGCUGCCAUUGGCGUCGGUUACUGCGCGCUAGAGUUUGCACCCUCGAUUGAGCCACCCUCCAACAUGCGUGACGCCGACGCUGGCUGGGGCGCUGAACAGGUCUAAGAGCCCAGGAGCAACCUAGCACAGGUAUCGAUUGAGGAACAACCAUCUCCACGGUUGAUGUAUUUUAAUUUUUGGUCGAGUUCUGGUCUGGUCGACUGACAGGGAGGACGUUGAAGCCAAACGAACAACCUUCGGCAGGCCACGAGUGUGAGGACAAACGUCCAAGUCAUCAGAA
Messenger RNA from Cladophialophora immunda, 853 nucleotides. RefSeq lists its product as uncharacterized. Bases 280 to 678 code for a protein of 132 amino acids. Gene Ontology annotation, cellular component: Golgi membrane. The transcript has 6 exons. NCBI's taxonomy places the organism in Eukaryota, Fungi, Ascomycota, Eurotiomycetes, Chaetothyriales, Herpotrichiellaceae. Gene Ontology annotation, biological process: vesicle-mediated transport. The record is from RefSeq and is a predicted model, not a curated record.